AUGACAGAUGGUUCUCCACCCCCUUAUAUUCAAUAUGAAGUUAUUUUGGAUAAUAAGGAAGAAAAUAUGCAGCAGGCACAAGAAGAGGAAGAACAUCGUAGAGAAGCAACUGCACGUUUCCAGUUUACUUUAAGUGAAAUUCAAGCACAGCUGGAACAGCAUGACAUACACAAUGCCAAACUCCGCCAAGAAAACACUGAACUAGGAGAGAAGCUGAAGAAGCUCAUUGAACAGUAUGCUCUGAGAGAGGAGCAUAUUAAUAAAGUGUUCAAACAUAAGGAACUGCAGCAACAGCUUGUGGAUGCCAAGCUUCAGCAAACAACAGAGCUCAUAGAGGAAGCUGAUGAAAAACACCAAAGAGAAAGAGAAUUUUUAUUAAAAGAAGCAACAGAAUCAAGGCACAGAUAUGAAGAAAUGAAACGGGAGGAAGCACAAUUAAAAGAGCAGCUUUCUCUUUAUAUGGAUAAGUUUGAAGAAUUCCAGACUACCAUGGCAAAAAGCAAUGAACUCUUCACAACCUUCAGGCAGGAAAUGGAAAAGAUGACAAAGAAAAUUAAAAAGCUGGAAAAAGAAAUGAUAAUGUGGCGUACCAAAUGGGAAAAUAAUAAUAAAGUACUUCUGCAAAUGGCUGAAGAGAAAGCUGUGCAUGAUAAAGAGUACACGGCCUUUCAAAUAAAACUGGAACGGUUAGAGAAGCUGUGUAGAGCUCUUCAAAUGGAAAGAAAUGAGCUCAGUGAGAAGGUGGAAGCCCUCAAAGAGCAGGUCUCUGUAAAUGCAGUGGAUGUAGAUUUAGCCACACCUGUGACACAGUCCUGCACUGGUGUUGUUUCUCAGAAGGAGCUGAAGACUUCUAGAAGAGUUCCAGGAGUGUACCUGGAGGCUAAGCUUCAGGGAGCAAAUGAAACAAAACGCAACUCCAAAGACCCUUUCUACAUGAUUUCUUCCAGGCACUGAUUCGGUUGAGUCAGAUGAAGUGUGACCACUGUAUUGAGUGGUAUUUUGUGUAUCAGUUUUCUGUAGUAGUUACUAUUAGUUUUGUGAUGAAAAUGUUCUUUUUCUAUUAUAUAUGUAUUUUUAAAGAACUAUUGGACUGUGUGGCACAGGAGACUGCUUAGUAGUUUUGCAUUGUUUUAAUGUGUACAGUUUCCACAGCUGUAUUACAUAUCUGCCUUACUAAUCUUUUAUUGGAAUACGUUUCAUCCUUUCACUGUGUUCAUUUGCCUUAUCCCUGCCCCUUGUGUUAUUAUCAUAAUUAAAUUGAGCGUUGUUUCAAUGGUGGUUUCCCUAUGUGAAACCUAAAACUAAUUUAAACUCUCUAUUCCACUAAUACAAAAGAGAGAAAAUAUAAAGAUGAUUAGUUUUGUCUAGUAGCUCAUUCAAAUGUCAAGUGGAAAAUAAAGCAAGUGUGGGAUAGGAAACAAGUGUAGCAUAUUUGACAUAGGUUCGGUUUUUUGGUAAUAUUUUUUAUCACUUGCAAACCAAGAUGACUGUUAAGUUUUGUCUUGACUUUCUCAAGGUUGUAGCAGAAUAUGAUUAUGAGGUUGUCACUUGUAAACAAAAUAGCAUGUGCAUGCAAGUCAUUGGACAAACAGGUUUAAUGCUUAAGUCACUAAAAAUGGUUCUACUGCUUUGGUUUCAGCUUAGAACACAUGUGUUUAAAGAAAAAAAUUAUCUAGAUCUCUGCAUUUACAAUGGCAAAAUUUCUGGGCUUUGUAAUUUUGUUUGUUACUUUGUUAUUUCAGUUUUUGAAAGUUACUUUUAUUUAUAUGUUCCUGUCACAUCUAUGACCUUAAAUUGGUUGAAAAUUGAAGAUUACCUGAUAGGUAAAAUAUCCUGCAGCGUGAAGUAUUUGCAAACUUUCACUACUGACCAUGAUAAUCAAGGGACCAGAGAGUUAAGCAAAAUAAAUUUACAUGAAAUUUGACAUCCUUAGUCUGCCAGAAGUAGCAAGUCCACACUUCACCGUUCAACAGUUUUUUAAAAGUGUCUCCAUCAGCUACUAAAUGAACUGUUGGACCCACUACUUUGUGGGGAGUGGGGGUAUGAAGAUUAUGUGUCAGAACUACAAUUCACCUUAAAAUUAAUUCUAGUGAUCAUAUUUCACCAGAACAGUGCAGCAUGUAAGUUCUUAACAUCUUAUUAAGGCAGUUUUGUGGCCCCACAUUUCUUUGUGAUACUUACUUUGUGGGGAAGGCAAAUCUUGGGCUGAAAGCAAUGUGGUUCAGAGCAUUGGCUCUGCUGUUUUGGAUCUAAUAGGUAUAUAUUAGAUAUCAUUGUGUGAAAUGACAUAAGACAUGGAAAGCCUCUGGAAUCUGGGAAGCAUUUGCUUUCCUUUCAGAACUUUUCCUGUGGUUAAAAAGGGAAAAAGAACCUUAUGGAAAGGACUCCCUUCCAAAUGGCUCUGUAGUGUGUACUACCUACUAUAUUCUAGAACAGGAGCCGUCAGACCAUCUCUAUCUUGACUAGGGCUGCUUUCAUACUAUAGCUAUCAUGUUGAGCAAUUCUUACGUAUUUACUGUCUGACCCUUUGUCAACCCUGUUAAAAUACCCUGCAGCUGACCCAGGAAAAGCUUAAAUGUUGCAAUCAGUUAAAAUAUACUUGUUGCACCAUUUUGUGGAACCUUCUGGAGUUGUAAAAUCAGUAGCAUCAUUGGAAUCCACGGUGUAGAAAAAAACAUGGCUCCACACAGACCAUUUCAUCUUCAUAUGUGUACGAAUACAUUUUGUGGCCAUAAGACCAAUACGUUUAAGUUAUGUAUAAACUGUCUUAUCAUACCUGGUUGUCACAGCUCAUUUCUCAGGUGUUACAGAAAUAUCUACCUCUUUCAAACUAUAACUGAACAUAGCCCAAAAAAGGACGCAGUGCUAAGUAAACUGCUUUAUUUUUACAGCUAACAUGUUUCAUGAAGAAACAGAAUUGAUGAAGAAGUCAUAUUUUGCUUUUCACAGUCAUUUUGUAGAAAUUUUUCACUAAUGUGAGUCUUAUUUUGUCUAUGCUGUAAAGUUGAAUAAAUAUGUGAUGAUUAAUUUAACAA
This is a messenger RNA of Herpailurus yagouaroundi (jaguarundi), 3035 nucleotides long. Its product is annotated as gamma-taxilin-like. Lineage: Eukaryota; Metazoa; Chordata; Mammalia; Carnivora; Felidae. The record is from RefSeq and is a predicted model, not a curated record. The transcript has 7 exons. Gene Ontology annotation, molecular function: syntaxin binding. The coding region runs from base 1 to 954 and encodes 317 amino acids. Gene Ontology annotation, biological process: regulation of cell cycle.